CGACCGAAUUUCUCUCGUUAGGCUCUCAGGCAUGGCAGCUGCUUCAGCUAUACGCCAUGCGGUAAACCAUAGCAUAAGAACUCAGUUUAGAAAUCCUCACAAGCUAUUUUUCUCUCCGCCGACUCUGUUAAUGUCAGCUAUGGCUUCAGACAGAAGGUUUUCCUACAACGGAUUAAAAAAUUUUAAUGGAUAUGGUACCAAAACACCAUUUCUAAUUGGCGUAGCUGGUGGAACAGCAUCUGGCAAGUCAACAGUUUGUUCAAGAAUCAUGGAAAAACUUGGACAAGAUGAAAUUGACCACAGGCAACGACAAGUUGUCUGUAUCAGUCAGGACAGUUUCUAUCGAGAAUUAAAUCCUGCAGAAAGCAUCAAAGCUUCUAAAGGUCUAUUCAAUUUCGAUCAUCCAGAUGCAUUUGAUAAUCAACUUAUUUUAAAGACACUCAAGGAUAUCUUGGAUGGAAGAGUUUGCAAAAUUCCUGUUUAUGACUUCAAGACCAACUCAAGAAAAUUGGAUGAAUUUGUCACCAUUUAUCCUGCUGAUGUCCUGCUAUUUGAAGGAAUCUUGGUCUUUUAUUUCCCUGAAAUAAGAGAAGUCUUUCAUAUGAAGCUUUUUGUUGACACUGAUGCUGAUACUCGCUUAUCAAGAAGAGUUCUUCGCGAUAUUCGAGAGCGUGGAAGGGAUCUGGAGCAAGUAUUGGCUCAGUACACUAUGCUAGUUAAACCAGCUUUUGAAGAAUUCUGUUUACCGACCAAAAAGUUUGCUGAUGUCAUUAUACCUCGCGGAGCGGAUAACACAGUGGCCAUUGGAUUAAUUGUCCAACACAUUCGUGAACUGUUGAACUAUCGCAACGGCAACGGACUUCAGCAGCAAAGGAAUCGCCAGAUCGCCCAACAGCAGCAACAGACUACCCAACAGCAACAACAGCAGUCGCAAACAGAAGAGAAUGGUAAAAGAAAUCGCCACAACUCAGAUUCAUUUUUCACGCGCCCCCAUUAGAUAAAAACAACUCGGUCGAACAAAGUGAUCUGACUUCCUUUCCCUUCCCUAUUUUAUACGAAAUCCGGCACACAAUAUUUCUCGAGAGUUGUGGGCACGAACAACUUAAACUUCGAUAACUAAAAAUUUGCUGUUGUACAUCUCAUCUAGUCUGGUCUAAAAAGUUAAAAAACGGAUCUCAUGUCUGUGUGGUUGAGAACCGCAUCCGCUUAUCGCCAAACGGCGAUUAAAAUUCGAACACGCAGUAGAUUAAAUAAUUUCAUUGAUCAAUGGUCAUCGUUCACAAAUGACUCCAAGCGAUUUAAGAAAUAAUUUUUAGGCGUCGUUGGGAAUUACUGGUUUUUUAGUCAACGGGGUUUUGGCAUGUAGAGUUCCAUGAGUGUGUUUUCUUCCGAUCACUGUCCGCACCAAAUGUUUUUCAUCCGCUUUAUCAACGUUGUUAGGCACCCUUGUUCAAACCCAGUUCAACUGUUAAAAUGCUCUCGAUUUGAAUAAAAAAAAACUUUUAAGAAAUUGGUUGAUCGUGACCUAAUAUGUAAAUAUUUCGUUCGAUUACUACAUCUAGUCAUACAUUUACAUACGGUAUACAAUUAUAGAUAUACAAAGAUUACAAAGAACAAAGUUAUGCCCCAGAAUGGCUAACAGAUUUAUGUGGAGUAAAUUAGCAUUAGUCUUAGCUCUAUUUAGUAUCAAAACAGAAGCUGACAGAAUAUUCAUAAUCUGGUCCUAUAAAUAACGAAUAAAAAGGUGCACGUACUUAAUAAUCUUUUGUUAAUUGAUCCAGAAAAGUGACUGAUUCGUUUAAAGAAGGUCGUUUUGCUUCGUCUCGGGACCAACACAUCGCCAUCCAUUUGUAAAGCUGGCAAGGCCGUCCUUUUGGUUUGGGCAAAAUCACCUGAAUCGAAAAGGGCUUAAUCAGCUAGUAUACAUAUAUUUGCAUGGAAAAUUAAUUUUGGUUAAAAUAAUUAUAUAGUACCUGCUUGCCGUCUGCAUAAAAAAAGUGAUCGGCGUUCAAAAUCACUUGCGUAUCAUUCAUGGAACCGUACGGCUUCUCUUUCGCCACUGUGGAAAUUUCCCACACCGUUACAGCUAACAUCUUUAAGGUAGAAUAAAAUACGUUUUUUUCAAAAAAGACUUAGUGGCAAAGUUGAUUUUUUGUUCGCAUACCCAGACAGAGCUGCUGUAAGUGAAUUUGUCCUAUUCAAUUUGAAAAUUAAUGUUUUAUCGUCAUCAUAGUUCCUUACAAAUUUUUUUUUGUAAAUUAAAAUAUUUACCAUUACGAUGGUUUCCCACGCAAUCCAGCGGAUGGGAAGAGAUUUUCGUCCACGAACUUCGCCGUAAUCGUCCUUGAAUGCGGCGCAAAUGAUAGCCAAAUCACAUAUUUUAAUUUGCAAGUCGGGACCCACUAAGCAAUUCCUGGAUGGGCAAACAAAAAAUAAUGUAAACCUUCUUAUGUAAUAUGCAUUCCAAAUGUACUAUUGUUAAAGAGACAUUAUCAAUUUGAGUUCAUUUAUGUAUUCAUAAAAUGAAAUUUACCUUGUGGCAAGAUCCUUGUGCACCAUUCCUUUCUCUUCAAGGUAUUUCACAGCCCGUGCUAUUUGACAAGAUAGUUUGAAUACGCUCUUGUUGCUGUAAAUAAUCCAAACUACUUUUUAAAAAAUAGUUUCUUGGCAAGAAAUAAAACAUUCUUUAGUAAA
Daphnia pulex (common water flea) is the source of this 2694-nucleotide messenger RNA. RefSeq names its product uridine-cytidine kinase 2-B-like (gene Uck). The transcript has 8 exons. Bases 32 to 997 code for a protein of 321 amino acids. Lineage: Eukaryota; Metazoa; Arthropoda; Branchiopoda; Diplostraca; Daphniidae. The record is from RefSeq and is a predicted model, not a curated record. Gene Ontology annotation, cellular component: cytosol; cytoplasm. Gene Ontology annotation, molecular function: kinase activity; ATP binding.